AGCAGAGGACGACAGAGGCAGCGAUUGGGCUGAGGGGGUGGGCUGAUCCGACAGUUAGUAAGUGAUCCAUUUAGACAUUUUAUGUAAAUAAAAUUAGAAUUUAGAGUUUCCAACGCAAAUCGAGAUUCGGCUUAAUAUCUGCUUACACUACGAUGAUGCCCUCAGAUCGUGAUGACUUCCAGGCAAUCCUCAACUUACUUGAAUGUGAAAUAUGCAAUAGACCUACAAGUCCUCCUAUUGUUAUGUGCGAAAUCGGACAUCACAUAUGCCAUGUUUGCAGACCCAACAUGCAGACAUGUCACACCUGCAGGUCCGAUAUCACUCAACUAAGGAACGACUUCGCUGAAUUUGUAUCGAACUUGAUAAUGUGCACAUGUCGAUACUCGAAAUACGGGUGUCGAGAACAAGUGAAUCACGAUCAGCGAUCGCAGCACGAAGAUGUUUGCCCCUACUUGCCUAUAGAGUGCCUCGCAGGGAAAGGUGAGAAACAAGUGAGCAAAUGUGGCUGGAAAGGAAUGAAAAGCGAGCUCUUGGAACAUGUUCGUUCUGUGCACGGCGCGGAAAUGAUUCGUCUGGGUCAGGCGGUGGAAGGCAUAGAGUGCGGUGGGUUUGACAGAACCUCUGUCAAGGUCACGUUGGUGUGCGCGGUCGGAGAUCUGUUCUGGCUGACUGCAAAAAAUGACAUGGAGAAUAACACGCGCCUGGAAGUUGUUCAGUAUAUUGGAUCUAAGAGGAAAGCCGAACAAUUUCAAUAUAAACAUGAACUUACAUCUCUUGACGGAAAUACUGUCAUCUCUUUCCUCAGCUCAACGAUAAACUGCUUUGAAGACAUCGGUACGGUUCUAGACUCUAACCUCUGCUUACAUAUAGACAUUAAUUUUUUCAAGAAAUUAUUUGUCGAUAUUAAUAAACAUGUGCCUUGGUACAAACUUACAAUUCAGAAAGCCACGAAUUAAUAGGAUUCUAAGUGCACUGAGAUUUUUUAUUUUUCUAGCCCAGACACGUUUUAAAAUCACUGAAAAUCAUACUCAUUACCAAUCUGUAACCUUCUGAAUGUCGGUGAUUCUGUUUUUUAUAUUCACAAGGAACAAAACUGAUUGUACUUUAUAUUGAAAACGAAUUUAUUGUACUUUUAAGAUUUUUGGACGCGCUGUUUAAAUAAAAAUUUAAUGCACAUGCAGAGAAAUUUUAUGAAACUGUUGGCAGAGGUUUGAAAAUUGCUCAAGUUAUUUAGAUAAUGGUGGUAACAUUGUUUUAUACGUAACUUUGGACGUGACAUACAAACUUAUGUAAAAUUAAGUUUUUUACUAAUGUUUAUCGUACUUUAUUAAUCGUAAUGCUGUAGUAAUUAUAAAAUCUGUUUUAAAAAGUGUGUAAUUCCGGUUAAACUCAUGAUACUUAUAGGCUGUAGACAUUGCGCUCUGACCGAACGACAGCUGUUUUAAAAGCUCAUGAAUCUGCAUUGUAAGAGCUACCUUCUCAAAAUAAAAUUUAAUAAAGAUCAUGGAAAAUAAAUAAGGUUGAUUCAAAGAAAGAAAUCCCACGCUAUCUGCAAUUGGUAGCUGAACGCAGUUGAGUGAUCUGCCGUUGUGCACUCCAUUUUGAAUAUUAUUAGCUGACAUUUUAAACAGAUUUCGUGAAUGUGUGUUCAUUAUUGAUUUUAUUUUGUUAUAAACUAUAAGAUUUUCCGUGGACUUUGAAUGUGAGAAUAUAUUUCAUAUUAUGUAAGUGUAUGUACGCCUAAUCAUUUACAGAAAUAAUUCUGUCUUCUUCAGGGCGAUAUACCUAAAGCUGGUGCCAAGAAUGGUAAUUGGUUAACUACGUACGUAGAUCAGUAAUUCCUGAGAAGGUUAUAGUUGAU
This is a messenger RNA of Zootermopsis nevadensis, 1861 nucleotides long. Its product is annotated as E3 ubiquitin-protein ligase siah-1. Gene Ontology annotation, biological process: multicellular organism development; proteasome-mediated ubiquitin-dependent protein catabolic process. NCBI's taxonomy places the organism in Eukaryota, Metazoa, Arthropoda, Insecta, Blattodea, Termopsidae. The record is from RefSeq and is a predicted model, not a curated record. Gene Ontology annotation, molecular function: ubiquitin protein ligase activity; ubiquitin conjugating enzyme binding; zinc ion binding. Gene Ontology annotation, cellular component: cytoplasm.